AAAAGAAUAACUCUGGAAUAGAUAUUUCAGCAUAGCCUAAAAAGGAAUAAUCUCACCCGAGGUGGAAGUCUAUACAUUCUCGACUUUUCAAGUGACUGAGCAUGUACAGGAUUUAAGAGUCAUCAGAUGUAACUGUUAAGAUAACAAAUUCAGGCUGUGAAUAGAUGGCAAUGGGUCUAUGAUCUUACUCUUAAAUUGGUAAGUCCACAAUGCCUGUGAAUCGUUUGGAGACUCUGUUGCACUGUUGUAUCAAAUCAAAGGUCUUGAAACCAGCCAAGCAAAUUCAUUCCCAGUUAUUAGCUACUGGAAUUGAAAUGGAAUAUGGGUAUUUGAGUUCGAAGCUUGUAGGAGUUUAUGCGGGUUGCGGGGAUGUCAGUUCUGCGGCGAAAAUCUUUGAGUCGAUAAAGAAACCAAGUGUUUUUGCGUGGAAUUGGAUGAUUUCAGCUUCAGCUUUUCAAGGAGACUGUGAAAAUGCCUUAAAGUACUUCUGUCAGAUGCAAAAAGCUCAAGUUUUUCCAAAUAAGUAUACAUUUUCUUGUGUUCUAAAAGCUUGUGUAGGUUCAAUGGAUAUAAGGAAAGGAAGGGAACUUCAUUGCAUGGUAAUUAAAAUUGGGUUUGGUUACGAGGUGUCAGUGAUGAAUUCACUGGUAGAUAUGUACAGUAAAUGUGGGGAACUAGAAUUUGCUCGCAAGUUGUUUGAUGAAAUGAGGGACAAAAAUGUUGCUACUUGGACGUUGAUGAUUUGUGGGUAUUCUCAUAAAGGAGAACUUGAAGAAUCUUUAGAACUUUUUAAGCAAAUGAAGCUGCAAGGAUUUGAGCCAAAUGAGUUCACAUGGAAUGCAGUGAUAACAGGUUUUUCCCAAAAUGACUGUGAUAAAGCUUUUGAACUCUUCUGUAAAAUGAAAGCAGGAGGAAUUACCCCAGACUUGGUUACUUGGAAUGCGAUGAUUUCAGGUUUUACCCGUAACUAUCAAAGUGAAGUAGCUUUGAUGUUAUUCAGAGACAUGUUGAUUUUAGGACCUCAUCCAAAUUCAGUCACCAUUGCUGGGCUUCUACCUGCAUGCGGCUUUAUAGGCUCGCUACAUGCAGGAAAAGCAAUACAUGGCUUGAUCCUCAGAAGGAAACUUGGUAUGAAUAUCUUUAUGGUUACAGCUCUUAUCAACAUGUAUUCUAAGUGUGGAAGUGUGAAUUAUGCCUUGAACGUGUUUGAUCGGACACCAAAGAGUGAUGUCGCAGCCUGGAAUGCCAUGAUUGGGUGUUACGGAAAGCAUGGAAUGGUUCCAGCUGCAAUCAAAUUGUUUGAGAGAAUGCAGGAAGAAAAUGUGCAGCCAAACCAAGUCACGUUUACUAGUGUUCUUUCUGCUUGCAGCCAUGGCGGUUUGGUCGAGAAGGGUUUGGAGAUAUUUUUGCAUAUGAAAGAGAAGUCCGGAAUUGAGUUAUCACAAGAACAUUUAGCUUGUAUGAUCGAUAUUUUAGGCCGUUCAGGGAGACUAACAGAAGCAUAUCAACUGGUGAAGGGAAUGGGUGAAGAGAUAAAUGAGUCUAUUAUCGGAGCUUUCCUAAACGGAUGCAGAAUCCAUGGAAGAAGUGAUUUAGCUAUGGGAAUGGCAGAAGAAAUUCUUGGGAUGGAUUUGAAAAAACCAGGAGGCUUUGUGACUUUGUCAAAUAUUUGUGCUGCUAAUGGAGAGUGGGAAAUGGUGGAGAAUGUGCGGGAACUGAUGAAGAAAAAGAGGGUCCAUAAGAAAGCUGGAUCUAGUUGGAUAGACGAGAAAUAUGGAUUUCUUGGACUCUAAGCAGGAAAAACUGAAAAAACUUGUCAGAUACAUCCAAUUGCAGUUCUUCAGUAUAUCACAAAAAUGGUUCUGAACUUGAUACCAAAAAAUGGGAUCAACCCACUGUACCAUAAAAGAACAAAAAGGCAGUAUAAUAGCUUGAUUUUGUCAGCACCAUGAAGUAGGACUAUAACCUCAAUUACAGUAUUACAGUGUAUGCUAUCAUCCAUAAAUACUAGAUUACUGCUGCAGCAGUGAAGGCCGACGAUGAA
Papaver somniferum (opium poppy) is the source of this 2044-nucleotide messenger RNA. Its product is annotated as pentatricopeptide repeat-containing protein At5g59600-like. The coding region runs from base 210 to 1793 and encodes 527 amino acids. Gene Ontology annotation, molecular function: protein binding; RNA binding. NCBI's taxonomy places the organism in Eukaryota, Viridiplantae, Streptophyta, Magnoliopsida, Ranunculales, Papaveraceae. The record is from RefSeq and is a predicted model, not a curated record. Gene Ontology annotation, biological process: RNA modification. The transcript has a single exon.